Stegodyphus dumicola is the source of this 978-nucleotide messenger RNA. RefSeq lists its product as uncharacterized. Lineage: Eukaryota; Metazoa; Arthropoda; Arachnida; Araneae; Eresidae. The record is from RefSeq and is a predicted model, not a curated record.
UGUUUUAUUUUAUCAUGAUAUUUUAAAUCUAGAUACCCUGACUGUAAAAUGUUUACAUGGUUAAAAUUUACAACCACUGAAUUAGAAGAAGCUUGGAAAUAUAAAUUAUCAAGUAAAGAUAUUUUUGCUUGUAAGCAGCAUUUGCAUAAUUGGCCUCAUCGGAAGCUGUUACCUGUUCUAGCAUCAUUACCAUUAGAAAUAUUACCACAUCUUCCUCAAGAACUGUCUGAUAGAAAUUUAUCUUCUGCAAAAGAAAACUUGGAACUUCUACAAAGAAAAAGCAGAAGAAGGCGUAAGGAAAUUAAUUAUCGAGAAACCAAAUCUGAUGAAGAAAAGGAAUCUGAUAGUGAAUAUCAACCAUCCAGUGAAAACUCGAAUUCCUCUGUGAAUGUAAAACAUAAGAAAAUACUAAAGAAGAAGAAAGAAAUCCCUGAGACAUCAAUGACUGAAUAUCAAAAGAAAAUUCAAAAGAACAUAGAAGAGAGGCUGAUGUUUUUAAAGUCGCUGAAAUUAGAUGAGGCAAAACAGGAUUUUCUGGAACUCAUCAAGAAACCCAAAAGGGUUCAUAGGCCAGUUCCUCCACCUCCUCCUAGAGAAAAAAGUUCCCGUCUUCUUCAGAAAGAAAAGGUAUCAUUUAAUUUGCAGACAAUGAUUAAUGAAGCUCAUAAAAAGGCAAAAGAGGAAAUGAAAGAAAAAUGGAGGAAGAAGGAUCUCAUAAUUGAAAUAUUGAAAUGGCAUGAGAAAAAGCAUAGGGAACACCAAAAAAUAUUACGAACUAACACCUCUAAUCAUGUAUAUUUAUAAUACCAUGAUGCGUAAAUGUAAAAAGGAGAGAAAGAUUUUACUGUUGUAUGUAAUUUACUUUUUUUUUAAAUUAUUUUCUACUUGUAUCUGUUGUUUUUAAUUGUAAUUUAAAUCUAACUGGAAAAUUUUCUAAUUAUAAAAUAAAAGUGUAAUAUUUUUAAAAUAAAUAAUAAU